AUGGAAGAGUCCUAUUUCCCAACCCAAGAGCAGCACCAUCAGCGCUCCCGUGGCAGCACUUUUUAUCUUCUAUACGCCACCUACACUAUUGUAAAAAUUGGAUGCAUUAUAGGCGUUUUGUCUGCAGAUGGCUCGCUUUGUCCGAGAACUCUAUAUGUCUAUUUGAUUCUGUAUACAGCGACAGAAGGCUACGAGCUUCUUUUCCUUCUGCUGCUUUCUUUGCAUAGGUACUGCUUGCAAGUGACGACUUCUUCCUUUUUAAUUAGGACAGGCCAAGCAAGCUAUGAAUGGUAAUCACUAUCCAGCUUUCGGCUUAUCAUCACUAUUGCGAUAACAGUAGAACUCUGUAAGGAACCUUCUAGUAUCCAUCACUCCUCAGGGAUCCUCUCUCUGAUCCUCAUAAUUGCAGGGUAUUUGAAAUAUUUGUUUAUCGUGGCAAUUGGAGUGCUUUAUUAUUUUUAUUUCAGAAGGUUCAUCACGGCGAGAACACCUUCAAGACUGCAGCCUGUAAGCCUUAUGCAGGUUUCAGAAGACGAACUAGACACCUAUAUUGGCCCGAUGCCUGAAGGAGAGACGUGCUCGAUUUGUUAUGAAGAGUCAAAUGUGGAUUCGCUGUGUGUCGUUUUAAGGUGCAAGCAUGGGUUUCAUCGUCACUGCUUAAAAGACUGGGUGCUCAUCAAAGGAUCAUGCCCAAUCUGCAGAACCCCAGUGAGAAAUGUAUAG
Molecule: messenger RNA, 723 nt
Organism: Blepharisma stoltei
Lineage: Eukaryota; Ciliophora; Heterotrichea; Heterotrichida; Blepharismidae
Source: the annotation of a GenBank genome assembly